UACUACGCAGUGAACGUACUCAUGAAUGAUUUUAACCGCAAGGCCUGACGUCCUUGCGGGAUAGCUUUCACGAGCGCUUUCACUUUCUUCAAGCUAACGGCUAAUGUUGCAGUCAAGCACAUGAAAACAAGCACACAUUUUAAAAAGAUCUAAAUUAAUAAUGCAUGUUUUUACGUACACAUACAUAUUACCUCUAAUGCGAUUGUUCAAGCUUUUUAUUUCAUAAUAUUAAUAAUAACAAUACAUUAAACUUCUACAGCGCUUCUCAAGACACUCAAAGCCGCUUUCCACUUAUCAGAUGACAAUAACAGUAAAGUGAGUGAGCAGGAAGCCCGGCUGGCGGGGGUUGGUGUCAGCGACGUUUUCCACCGCGGUGGAAUACAGAAAAGUCACGCCGGCUGGCGAGAGCCUCCCUUGAACGUCAGGGGACGCGGAAGAAUGGUCAGUAGCUGAGCUCGCUGCACGCAUGUUCGCGGCUCACAACCGAGAGCUUGCUGAGAGAGAGAUGGGUACGGGCUUAUCCUGCCUCAGAAGAAUUGUUUGACUAAGCCAACACGUCUCCAGAAACAUUCUGUGUUUGGGGAUGACUCCGACGAUGAGACAUCUGUCAGGGAGAGUCUGCAAAAAGAAGCAGCGAAGAAGAAGACGAUGAGGCAGACUCAGCUGGAAAUGAAGAAGGCCUUGGAAGAGGACAGUACCGUGUACGACUAUGAUGCCGUGUACGACGACAUCCAAAAGCAGAGGCUGGUCAACAGUCAAAAAGUUUUGUUGGGGGCAGAAAAGAAGCCAAAGUACAUCCACCAGCUCAUGAAGGCGGUGGAGAGCCGCAAGAAGGAGCAGGAACGUCGGGAGGAGAGGAAGAUCCAGAAGGAGCGCGAGGCGGAGGGCGAGCAGUUUGCCGACAAGGAGGCGUAUGUCACCUCGGCCUACAAGCGUAAGCUGCAGGAGCAGGAGGAGGAAGAAGAGCGCGAGCGGAGGGAGGCCGCCAUUGAAGCUGCUUUGGACGUGAGGAAACAAAAAGAUCUGAGCGGCUUCUACCGACAUCUUCUGAACCAGACUGUAGGAGAAGCAGCUGUCCCGGAUCGCUUGGCUAACAAAAGUCAAAAGUCAGAAGAUGUAAUGGUUCCAGAAACAUCUCAGACAACUGUUGACAUCACGUCAAGUCCCGGAAGUGAUGGCGAAGACGCCCACGAGAAGAAAAACAGAUUCCACAGGACCGCCUGCGCCGCCUCGUCCUCACAUUCCAAACGACAUUACAGACUGAGGUCGCCCUCAUCAGGAAGUGAGUGUGAGAGAGAAAGAGAUGUGUGCAGAAAGAAAGGGCGAGACAAGGACGAGUCACACGGCAAGAGGAGGCAAGACCGUGAUGGCGAGAGUCACCGAAGCAGACUCCAAGACAGAGAGAGGGAAGAAGACGGCAGGAGGAUGUCGGAUAAAGAUGAAGGGAGAGAGGAAAAGAUGAGGAACGAUGAGGACGGAAACAAAGCACCGAGAGGAAAGAAGAAGGAUGAAGGAUGCGAGAGGGAGGAUGAAGGGGAGAAAGGCGAAAAUGUGAUGGUAGUGAACAAGUUCGCCAAACGUUCCGACGAGCAGACUCUGUGCUCGGCCAGAGAUCGAUACCUCGCCCGCCAGAUGGCGCGCUCGGCAGCCAAAUGCUACAUUGAGCGCGACGAAGACUGACUGCCACUGCACACCGGUCCCCAGCUUCUCACCCAAAUGUUCAAAGAAAGAAAAUUGUGUGAUCAAAUGUAGAGUGACAAUAAAAUCCUUCCUAUUUGAGUGUGGCUCCCAUGAACAUUGAAGACAGGU
Phycodurus eques (leafy seadragon) is the source of this 1809-nucleotide messenger RNA. It is a transcript of the gene nsrp1, whose product is annotated as nuclear speckle splicing regulatory protein 1. The record is from RefSeq and is a predicted model, not a curated record. The coding region runs from base 649 to 1680 and encodes 343 amino acids. Gene Ontology annotation, biological process: regulation of alternative mRNA splicing, via spliceosome. Lineage: Eukaryota; Metazoa; Chordata; Actinopteri; Syngnathiformes; Syngnathidae. The transcript is spliced from 7 exons.